AGGAGGAUGCGUGUAAAAAUAUGCAAGAAUCCCAGGAAACACACCUAUCCAACCACUUAGAUGAAGUCGUUGCCGCCGUCAGUGUAACGCCGAGAAAGAAGACCCCGAACAAGCUGCCUCAGACAGCGCUCUUCCAGCCUCCUCGCGAGAAACUCCACCUCUGUGAAAAGAAAGCCAAGUCCUACUCCAGCAGGCGCGAAUACAAGCAGGCGAUCCAGGAGCUCGUGCGCUGCGUAGCGUUGACAAGGAUCUGCUACGGCAACUGCCACUGGAAGCUGGCCGAGGCCUAUGUGAACCUGGCUCAAGGCUACCUCCAGCUGAAAGGACUGGCACUUCAAGCAAAACAACAUGCGGAAACAGCCAAAGAAAUCCUCGCCAACUCCAUCGUGCCUCCCUGCAACGAUAAUACCGAUGUUUUCCGGUGUUCCGUUGAGCUCUUUCAUACCAUGGGGAGAGCUUUACUCGCCCUUCAAAAAUUUAAGGAAGCUGCCGAGAACUUGACGAAAGCAGCGAAGCUUUCGAAGGAGCUGCUGCAACGUGGGAGGAUCGUCAAGGAAGAGUGGGUUGAAAUCCAAGCGCGGGUCAAGCUGUCGUUUGCACGGAUGUAUCAAGGUCAGAAGAAACCAAAAGAAGCUCUGCCCCACUAUCAAGAGGCUUUAGAAUACACUGAGAUGUGUAAAGGUGAAAGAAGUCUCGAAUGCGUGCCAAUACUGAGGGAACUGGCAGGUGCAGAACAGGCCCUGAAGUGGCACGACGCGUCCAUCAGCCACCUGCUGCAGGCGCAUCUCAUCGUCCUCCAGGGGGAGCCGUCUGAGGAGGAGGCAGCGGCCUCCGCGCACUGCAUCGCCCGUGCUGCCGUCGCUUCCGGGAAGCCCCAGCACCACGAUGUGGCCGAGAGGUAUUUCCAAGAGAGCCUGGCGAAGCUUAAGGAUGCGGAAGGGGCGGGAAGAGCCAAGUUCCUUUCGAUUCAAGAUGACUAUUGCCAUUUUCUCCGAGUCAGUGGGCAAGAAGAGAGAGCAGCCUCGAUCCUGAGAGAGUCCCUGGAGGCCAAAGUGGAGGUGUUUGGCGAUCUCAGUCCCGAGGUGGCAGAGACGUACCGGCUCCUGGGUGGGGUCGACCUGGCGCAGGGGAACCUCGGCGGGGCCCACAGGAAACUGAACAAGUGUCUUCACAUCCAGACCCUCUUAUACGGAGCGCAGGACAGGAGGACUCUGGCCACACAGCAGUCCGUGGACGUCCUAUCCCGGGCCCCCGAGGUGGCUGGGAAGCUGCGGCAGGUCCCAAGAGCCAAGCCCGCCUUCUGCACCGGCGCGGCCCAGCACCCUGCGCUGGGGAAGGCGAGGCCCCACGCCGUGGACUGAGAGCCCGCCUCGCCCCGGCCGAAGCUCCGGUCGCGCCCGGGGGCUGGCUGGACGCCACGGCACCUAGAGAGUGGGUCACGCUGUCACUGCAGAUUUCUAAGGCUGGCUGUGUGACGCCAUGGAUGCCCCCCCACCCCCGCCCUGGAGGCAUGUGUGGACAGCGGACGACCUCUCAGGGUGAGCUGGAGCUUCUGUAAAGCAUUUUGUAAAUGCUUUCUUCUUCUUGCCAACAAAAACUUACCCAGCAGCACUGCCGUGGCUGAAAAGCUGCUCUUGAAAAGCUGAGUACUUCCUGUGCAGGAAAAGAGCCCCAACGCCUGACAGUACAUACCGUACAUACCCCCCCGCACAGGUCUGGGGUCAGAUGGGAAGCAAAUUCUGGAGAAGGCCUGUCAUUGAGGAAGGUAAUAGGGAUUGCAAAUGAAAUGCUAAUAAAAGGAGACUUGAAAGCGCUGGGGUCGGU
This is a messenger RNA of Pteronotus mesoamericanus, 1824 nucleotides long. RefSeq names its product tetratricopeptide repeat domain 23 (gene TTC23). Gene Ontology annotation, molecular function: protein binding. The coding region runs from base 21 to 1361 and encodes 446 amino acids. The record is from RefSeq and is a predicted model, not a curated record. The transcript has 10 exons. Lineage: Eukaryota; Metazoa; Chordata; Mammalia; Chiroptera; Mormoopidae.